Messenger RNA from Cyprinodon variegatus (sheepshead minnow), 2865 nucleotides. RefSeq names its product sorting nexin-19-like. Gene Ontology annotation, molecular function: phosphatidylinositol binding. The record is from RefSeq and is a predicted model, not a curated record. The coding region runs from base 1 to 2805 and encodes 934 amino acids. Gene Ontology annotation, cellular component: intracellular membrane-bounded organelle; early endosome membrane. NCBI's taxonomy places the organism in Eukaryota, Metazoa, Chordata, Actinopteri, Cyprinodontiformes, Cyprinodontidae. The transcript has 12 exons.
AUGCAACCCAGAAAUGAAUCUUCGAAAUACUUCAAAAAGGUUUUGAGAGACAUCCUCUACCAUAUUUCUGAGAUGCCUUCCUCAAAGAGUUCCAUUCAUUGGACUGUUUCUGAAUUAUUCGGUCAGCGGAGGCUGUUAGGGUUCGGUGCUGUACUGGCAUGGCUCAUCCUAUUCCAUCUCCUGGUGAAUGUAUGGCUGCUGUGUAUCUUCACGAGUCUUUUGGUGGUUCUCGGUGGUUGGAUCGGUUCCCGUGCUGCCCUGGAUGCAAACAGUUUCUUACAUUUGGAACAUUUUCUGCCCCUUGGGACGCUUAACCCUCCUCUGUGUUCCCCCGAGCAUGAGUGGAGGCUGAACCAUGAGAUCCACUGUGUUGUCCACAAAGCAGUACGCGACUUUGUUUCUUCGUGGUAUCGAACUCUGCUCCCUGAGGUGGAGGGAGAGUUUGAACGUGCAGUGUGUCACUCGAUGCUGGAGGCUGUGAUGGAACUAAAGGAGCGUGCACAACGAGUGGACAGAAAAGCUCUGGUUCAGCAGCUGUUAGAGCUGUACGGCUGUCACCUGCAGAGCUACAUGACUGUAAGGCAGACCCAGUCCACACAGGAGAGCAAUGGCUUAUGGCAGCUCUAUAGUAAAGUCAAGUCCCCUCAUCCAGCUGUGAGCAAUUCCGAUGCUGAGCUCAACUACUCCAGAGCCAUGGUUAACCUUGUGUUACAUGUUCUUGUCCCAUACCCUCAGAUGGAAACCAGGACUGGCGCUCACAUGGUGACAGAACUCAUCACCUGUAACAUGGUGUUACCACUCAUAAGCCGGGUUUCUGAUCCAGACUGGCUCAAUCAGACAAUCGUUGACAUAUUUAUGAGAACCAGAGAAGCAGAGGAGAUGGCUCUGGAUGAAUCUUCUGUCAAUGCACUGUACACAUGUCAUGAGCAGCAGGAAUCGUGGUCCACCUGCAAGUCCCUGUCUAUAUCUGAACAAACCAAUUUCCACUGCAAAACCUCUGAUGACAUAGAUGAGCCUCAGUACCAGAGCAUAAUCUCUGGGAUGGACUCGUCUCAAAGCAGCCUCAUCAGCCUGACAUCUGCAGGACGAACACCCAGUUACCAAGCUGGUUUAAACACACCAUCUAAGGUGAACUGCUGCUCACUCACAUCAGGCCAACAUUCCCAGUUAGUGUCCAAAAUGGUUUCUAUGAACCAACUUAUCCAUUCAGAUUCAGAUGAUGAUCUUGCUGAAGGAGUUUGUGACUGUGCUCCCACUGCCAACCUCUGCAGUCUUCUCCCUGUAAGUGAGGGAGAAGCAUUUGGAUGUUUUCGACCUCUAAAAAAUCUUGGACUAAAGGUAGUUGAGCCUAAAGACUCCCAAUGGCCAGCCGGCAUUGCUCAGGUGAAGUCCCCCAUCAUCCCGCAAAGAAAGCUUUGCCUAACCUCGUACAACUUUGACGCUUCCAGUGGCCCCAUUGCGUCUUCUUUCAGAAUUCAGAAUGUUCAUAUUUCUGGGACAGUCAAUGUGAAGGACCAGCGAAGCACAGGCAUACAUCCCUACACACUCUACACUGUUAAGUUUGAGAUGGUGUCUGAUGGCGGGAACGACGUUGCUACACCACUGGCAGUCGGCCACAGUGUUGACCGCAGGUACAGCGAGUUCCUGAACCUCCAAGCAAGAUUAGAAGAGAAGCCUGAGCUUAAAAAGCUAAUUAAAAAUGUCAAAGGCCUAAAGAAAAUAUUCCCUGAUCUUCCCUUUGGCAGCCAGGACAGUGAGAAAGUUGAAGCUAGGAAAAGCCAGUUGGAUGCCUUUCUAAAGCAAUUAAGCAGCAUUCCUGAGACAGCCAACAGUGAAGACAUGCAGGAGUUCCUGGCUAUUAACUCAGAUGUUUGCGUGUAUUUUGGAAGAAAGCCAUUAACAAAGUCAAGAAUUGAUAAGAUGAUGGAAAAUGCUUUGGAUACUCUGAGGACAGCUUUCCCUCAUCCUGAGCUUCUUAGUCCAACCGAGGACAUUGAGGGUGAUGCUGAUGGAAGAACAAUGGACUACAGGAAGUACAGGAAACUUUUCCCAAGUAAAAUGUCUACAUCACUCAAUAUACCAGAACUCCAUCCUAAAGUGACAUAUUGCUUCAGUGAAGGCAGUUCUGUGCUUAAUGGCAUGUCUUUGCUUGGCUUGGAGAUCUUUGUCAGACAGCAGGAGAAACUUUUGUGUGGGCCAGAUGUGACCGAAGUAACCAAGCAAGGCUGCACCCUGCAGGACAAAGACAAGAAGAUAUCAGGGAAAAGUCAUGGGACAGACACAGCUGUGGCAGAUGUUGCACUGAAUAUAUUGUGCCUGUUGAUGAAGGAUCACUGGAGCUGGCUGUGCACUGAGAACAUCCAGAAGGCAAUCAGACUUCUCUUUGGCACCUUCAUUGAAAGGUGGCUGGAUAUAGGUGCUGCCCACCUAACCAGCGCCCCCUGCUGGAUAAUUUACCUUCAAGUCUUGCAAGAGGCUGUGUGGCCUGGCGGUACCCUUCCAGCUCAACCCCGGCCUGAGCGAAGUGCUGCAGAAAAAGAGGAAACCAAGGAGAGGUGUCUGGACUGCCUGAUGCAGCUGCUUCCUGAGCUAAUAGCUGAUAUGUUGGGAAGCGAGAAGUACAGGCUGAGCUUGGAGACCAUGCUUGAGUCUCUACAGGACCAUCAGAUAAACAAGCAUUUGAUCUACAGUAUCUGUGACGUGCUGCUGGAGUUUCUGAUCCCCGAGUCAUGCGAUGUGGCCUUUCAGAAGUCUCUGUUGCAGAGUCUGGCCAAAGAGUCGCAGAGAAACAGCCUUUAUACCUGACCAAAAAUGUGUGACACACAAAGCAGGAUCCCCUUUAUGCAAUAUCUGCAGCGUAUUUGU